CAUAUGAUAUUCAAAAUACUGUGAAAAUUAUCAAAAAAGCUAAAACUUUUCAUUUGUUAUAAUGUCUUAAAUUCCUCAAUAUAUGUGUUACUCUUUGAUUGACAAUUUUAAAGUGUUUUUUAGUUAACUGUUACCCAUUUAAUCUUACCCUAUGACUUCUGAUCCUAGAUUCUCACCCCAACAUCACCAACCACCUCCACCUCCUCCUCCACCUUCACUCCCACCGCUUUCUCUACCUUUUACAUUGGGUAGAACUUUUUUGAACAAAUUUUCUAUCAAGUCUGAUGAAGAAGAACCUCAUAAUUCUGUUCGCAAGCUUUUGCUUAAGUCUGGGAUAAUGUCUUGCAAUGAUGGUGCCGAUGAAAAGCAUUUGCUAUUUUCACGUUACAAUCAAGCUCCAUCAAUCACUCAGGAAGGACCUACAUGUGGUUUAGUCGCUCUUAUGAUGGCUUUGGAGCUACUUGGAGUAAAAACGCGUGAACUUUCUGACGUUUUAGAAGAAGCCAAGAAACUAGGGAUUACUUACAAUGGAGAAAUGUUUUCAGUCCACAAUCUUGGUUGUUUGUCCCAACAUCUGGCUCCUGAAAUUUCAGCAUUGCAUGUAUGUGAUAUUUCCGAUAGCAAAACUAAACAAAAAUUUAUUAAACACCUGUCUUCAGGAUGGCCUAUUCUGAUUCCCUACGAUGCAGAUUAUAAUCAACUGCCCUGCUCUAUCAACGGACAUCGUGCUCACUGGGCUGUAAUCUUAGGUUAUUGCAUUGAAGUGUUAUGUCCUUUAAACUGUGACAUCGAAGAAGUUUCGAAAUUUUGGAGAAUCGAUAAUUUUUAUCCAUCGUUAUACCAUUUAAAUACAACCGAUGGAUUUAAUGAUACAGAAUUCUCUAAAAAAAUUUACGACUUACUUUUGUUAGAUUCAUGUAAAUUAUACCUGUAUGUUAAGCAAGGUAAAAGUUGUAAAUUACUUUUAUUCGACUAUGAAUCUCUUAUAGAGAGCAACAGAAACUUGAACUCAAUUAAUCCUACUUCAACUCGAGAAUAUUUACUUCCAGAAGGAGGGGUUCGUUCUGGAUUGAGUGAUCAAGCUUUAUUGCUUGAGCCUAGCAAUAUGAAUCUGUGAAAAAUGUUGAUAAUUUAAGUAAUUUAAAUUUUAUUCAUGAUCUCCAAAAAAGUGCAAAAAAGUUUUAAUAAAACGCUGACAAUAUCUUAGGCAUUACAAUUGCAUCAGAUUAAUAAUACCUGAAGACUUGAUACUUUUUGUUGCAAUCAUUUACCUCAGUUGUAAUUGAUAAAAGCGAAAAAUGAUAUUUGACAAAUAAAAAUAAUUUAAUUUAGUAAA
Tetranychus urticae (two-spotted spider mite) is the source of this 1336-nucleotide messenger RNA. Its product is annotated as actin maturation protease. NCBI's taxonomy places the organism in Eukaryota, Metazoa, Arthropoda, Arachnida, Trombidiformes, Tetranychidae. The record is from RefSeq and is a predicted model, not a curated record.